AUGCCCAUCUACACAUCAUGGAAGCUUUAUGACAAUGAUGCAGGAAAGGCAGAAGUAAAAAAAGUGCUUGACAAAGUGGCGUCAAUGUUGGAUGUGGAUGUUAAGAAUGAGGCACCAAGUAAAGCUGCAUGCACUGAUAUCAUUAAGAGGGGAGUAAGGCAGACGAGGUAUCACCUGAAAAAGAAGUACUUCGAUGAGUCACUGAUAGAAGAACAGCUGCUGGCCAAGCAACCUCCACCUAAAAUGAAGAAAGAGGAAUGGACUAAGCUGGUAGAGUACUGGUGUGACCCAAAGAAUCAGGAAAAAUGUGCUAAGAAUAAAGUAAACCGAGCCCAAGUGCAGCUUCAUGAAAGGACUGGAGCUAGGUCCUAUAUUGCCCAUCGAUACAGCCUGAGGACUAAGUACAACAACAUGGAGCCAGAUGCUGUUGAUUUCUUUGGGGAAUGUAUGAGUAGUCCCCAAAAUGGUCGUACUCCUCUUGCAAAUGAAAUAUAUACUGGCCGGUCCACAUCGACAGCCGCACAAGCACGCCUGCAAGCUCAGUUUGGGGAAACACUCCAAGCAGAAAAAGAGGAAGCUGCUAGGAAGCAGGAAGAGUUGCAAGCACAGCUUCAAGCUCAACAGGCCACACUUGAAGAAAACCAAAGUUUGCUGCGUCAGACCCAAGAGGAAGUGAAGGGGAUGCAUACCAAGUUUGAAGAGACUAAUGCACUGCCACAAGCUGUCCUGAAACUUCAGAAAGAUUGA
Molecule: messenger RNA, 747 nt
Organism: Miscanthus lutarioriparius
Lineage: Eukaryota; Viridiplantae; Streptophyta; Magnoliopsida; Poales; Poaceae
Source: the annotation of a GenBank genome assembly